Spea bombifrons (plains spadefoot toad) is the source of this 1738-nucleotide messenger RNA. RefSeq lists its product as uncharacterized. Bases 272 to 1714 code for a protein of 480 amino acids. The record is from RefSeq and is a predicted model, not a curated record. NCBI's taxonomy places the organism in Eukaryota, Metazoa, Chordata, Amphibia, Anura, Pelobatidae. The transcript has 7 exons.
CUUAUUGUUAUUCGGAGUUACCCAGGGCUUGGAGAAAGUUUCUGAACAGCCUGGAUGAAGCUCCGUCGGUUAUCUCGGUGCUUGCGCUUGGUGUUUGGAUGCCGAGGUGGACUUUCUGUUCUUCCAGAACGUGUUUAGGUGUUAUUUCAGGGGUCUGAUGCCGGGUACUUUCCUCCAUCAGCGCACACUUACCAUGCCGCCCCUCGAUGGGCCACGGGAUUAAACGUUUUCACCGGACCGGGCGUCCCCGGUGAACGCCGAGCAGGUCGCGAUGGCUCAAAGGGUCUUCAAGCCGACACCAGAGAUGGUCCACCAGAAGUCUGGCUCUGAAGCAACGAAGCAAGAAGAUGGCACGGUUUCUGAUCGCGAGGAGCCCUGGGAGUGUGUGAAAAGAGAACGAGAUUCUUACAGGGAAGUGAAAACUGAGCAAUGCCCGGCCUCUAGUUCACUGGAGAACCCCAUCCUGUGUAUGAUUGUCGAUGGGUGCCACAGCCCCGUCGUUCCACCUCGUUCGAUAAAAGACGAGAAAAGAAACGACCUGAAGAGCAUGAGCGCGCAAAUCAAGGAGGAGAGCUUCUCUGCAGGAGAAGACCUGUCGGAAGGAAGGAACGUCUCGGACGGUAUGACCACCGAAGGGGAUUAUAUAGUCGUCCAGAUUAAAGAGGAAUCGGUGCCGCAUGAAGGCGGCAGCUGUGCAGACGGCGACACGAGUUCAUCAACCGAUCGCCCGUGGCCAGGAACCGCAUCUGGUUCUAUCAAGCCAGAAUCCUCAGAAGCUGACAUCCACACAAGCACCGGGUAUAUAUCUAGACGUAUCAAGGAGGAAGCGGCCUGGUGUGAUGAAGGACACCUCAAAGAUGCCGGUAUUGAUGCAGCCGCGACAGAUACCCGGAAGGGGGGCACGUCUGCUCUUCUUAUUAAGGAAGAGUUGGCCUCCGAUGUGGACUCCAUCGUUUACACGGAGGUGCGACAUGCAUCUACUAAUGUUAAGGAGGAAUCGGUCUCGCAUGAAGAAGACGACCUCUCAGACACCAUUGUCUAUACACUUGGAGGCGAUACGGAGGCAGAAUAUAUGUCUGCUUGUAUUAAGGAGGAGGAGACGUCCGGCGAAGAAGACAUGGAGUAUGGGUCUAGCGGUGGUAGGUAUCCCAGUAAACCGAGGACAAGUGAUAAUGUAGCGGUAAGACAAGGCAACGAGGAAGAUGGGAUGGCUGGUUUGAAUGGGUCAAAAGGAGAUAAAGGAGACACAGAUGCAAGAACAGCAGAGAUGAUUUCAACUUUAGAAGACAAGAUAGCUCUUUUAGAAAAAAACAUCAAUUUAAUAAAGCGAUUGCUCCAGUAUUCUCUAAAAGGCGCGAAAGUAUCUGGGGACAAAGUUUAUGUCCCUAUAGAUUUAACAGCAGAUUAUUCCGGGGCUCAAGCCGCUUGUGAAAGAGAAGGUGGAACUUUACCCACGCCGACCAACAGCGCUGAGGACGCCGCGAUCCAUGAGGUUGCAAAGGAAUUAAAAAUUUAUGUGUUUCUAGGGAUAAACGAUAGGAAAGAGGAGGGCGUAUUUAUGUACCUAGAUGGGAAAAAAAUCAACUAUAGUAACUGGCGUCAAAAUGAACCCAAUGGAAAAAAGGCUGAAAACUGUGUAGAAAUACCACCCCAUGUUACUGGAUGGAUUGACAGGGCUUGUGAUAUAAAGCGCAGAGUUGUUUGUGAAUUCUAGAAAUAAAAUCUGUAUUUUUUACCC